AUGGCAGUCCGCGGCAUGGCAGUUUCGUGCAGGCUGACGUCACUGGUGCUGAAUGUUGACAAGCACGGUCUCCACCCGCAUUUAGACCAUUCACAGCGCCCGUGUCUCAUUCUUGAUAGCCAGCCCGGCCGAAGGAGUCAACAGACAAACCUGCUCAGCUAUGGGCCCAUACAGGGUAUUCGCCCGCUAUGA
Messenger RNA from Bipolaris oryzae ATCC 44560, 192 nucleotides. RefSeq lists its product as uncharacterized. Lineage: Eukaryota; Fungi; Ascomycota; Dothideomycetes; Pleosporales; Pleosporaceae. The record is from RefSeq and is a predicted model, not a curated record. The coding region runs from base 1 to 192 and encodes 63 amino acids. The transcript has a single exon.